Messenger RNA from Hordeum vulgare subsp. vulgare (domesticated barley), 1180 nucleotides. Its product is annotated as peroxidase 1-like. Gene Ontology annotation, cellular component: plant-type cell wall; plasmodesma. Gene Ontology annotation, molecular function: peroxidase activity; heme binding. Bases 85 to 1074 code for a protein of 329 amino acids. Gene Ontology annotation, biological process: response to oxidative stress; hydrogen peroxide catabolic process. The transcript is spliced from 2 exons. Lineage: Eukaryota; Viridiplantae; Streptophyta; Magnoliopsida; Poales; Poaceae. The record is from RefSeq and is a predicted model, not a curated record.
UUUCCUCGACAUAGAUCCUUGAAACAUUCUUGUCUGUAGCCACAUAAUUGGAGCUUAAUUUGAUCUUGUAAUUGGUUAAGGUCCAUGGCGAUCAGGUCUUUGCUGCUCCCUCUGGCCCUGUUGGUUCUCGCAGCUAGCUCGGCAGCGGUGGCUAAUCUAGAGAUCGGUUUCUACCGCACGACAUGCCCCGAUGCCGAGAAGAUCGUCCGCCAGGAGAUGGCCAAGAUCAUCGCCACCGCGCCCAGCCUCGCCGGCCCGCUUCUCCGUCUCCAUUUCCACGACUGCUUCGUCAGGGGUUGUGAUGCCUCUGUCCUGCUCGAAUCCACAGAAGGUAACGUGGCGGAGAAGGACGCCAAACCAAACAAGAGCCUGCGAGGGUUCGGCUCCGUGGAGCGGGUGAAGGCCAAGCUCGAGGCCGCGUGCCCGGGCAUCGUCUCCUGCGCCGACAUGCUCACCCUCAUGUCGCGCGACGCUGUCGUGUUGGCUAAGGGGCCCUUCUGGCCAGUGGCGCUGGGCAGGCGAGACGGCAGGGUGUCAAGCGCCACGGAGGCCAGCAACGAGCUGCCGCCGGCCUCCGGCGACGUCCCUCUACUCGCCAAGAUCUUUGCCUCCAAGGGCCUCGAUCUCAAGGACCUCGUCGUCCUCUCCGGCGCACACACGCUCGGCACGGCGCACUGCCCGUCUUUCGCCGACCGGCUCUACAACACAACCAGCGAGAACGGUACCUCUGGCCUCGUCGACCCGUCUCUGGACAGCGAGUACGCUGACAAGCUGAUGCUCAAGUGCAAGAGCGUUGAUGACCGCACUAUGCUCUCUGAGAUGGACCCCGGUAGCUUCAAGACUUUUGAUACCAGCUACUACCGCCACGUCGCCAAGCGGAGGGGUCUCUUCCGCUCCGACGCGGCGCUCCUCUUCGACACCACCACCAAGGACUACGUCCAGCGUAUCGCCACAGGCAAAUUCGACGGCGAGUUCUUCAAGGACUUCAGUGAGUCGAUGAUCAAGAUGGGCGACGUUGGUGUGCUCACUGGGGCCGAGGGAGAGAUCAGGAAGAAGUGCCACGUCCUCAAUUAGUGCUUGUUCAUUCUUUAUUGGAACUGCACGUGUUGGAUGAUAGUUGUCUCGAACUAUUUAUUGUAGUAGUGUAAUUUAUUAUUGAGUACAAAACAUUUAUCACCAA